UGGCGCUGAUCGUUGCGAGGCUUCCGAAGGAGCGCUCGUUAACUAGUUACCCCCAAGAUUUUCAAUCCGAACAAACUAUAGUAGGCCCAAAACAGGCCUACACAUAAAACUCACCACCAGUCAGCUCAUGGGCCAGGCAAAAACAAACAGACACACAAGCCCAUACACAUAUGCUAGUUGCAAACGCGUGCUGGGGAGAGGAACGUCCAUGCCUGAAAAACGAUCCUCAAAAAAAAAAAGUCCAUGCCUGAAAAACUGAAAAAUCUGGGGGCGGCCGCUGCUCUGCCUCGUUUUUACGCCGCCGCCUCUGUGGGACAGCCGCUGCAUCAGGUUCUCGCGGCGUCCUGCCGGGCUGUGGGGCUGCUUCUGCCGGUGCUGACGUUGCGGAGGGGCUGCCGGUGCCGCGUGCGCUCCUCCUCUUCGUUUUCCAACAGAUUUCGUGGCUCCCUGCAGCCCUGGUGGCUGUACUGUAUGUGGUGUUGGUGGAUCGUGAGUUCCUGUGUUGCCCUUGUUCUAGGGUGGGUUGAUUUUGCGCCGCCGGGUUGCUCGUCUUGCUUCGUGGCCGUUGGUACGUCCAUCCACACGAUCCUGCCAAGAUCUUCCUCCAGCAGCCCGCACCGGAAUCCCAACUGAGGAGGAGAAACUACCACGGCCCCGCUGACAACGCGUACUGAUGCUCUGGCCUGAUUGCCAAGUGCAUGUGCUUUCGACGAGCUAUGUGGUGCUGGUGCACAUGAGCAAUAUAUCUAUUUCGUGUCAUUCCAGUGACUCUCACUGAAGAAUGUGAUGGAAGUAUAGUAGUAUGAUGCUGUCAGACAAUUGUGUGUUCCACUGUUGGAUACUUGGAUGCAAUAUAGACCUAAGGGAAA
Aegilops tauschii subsp. strangulata is the source of this 869-nucleotide messenger RNA. NCBI's taxonomy places the organism in Eukaryota, Viridiplantae, Streptophyta, Magnoliopsida, Poales, Poaceae. The record is from RefSeq and is a predicted model, not a curated record.